AUGACCUCUUUGCAUCACCCAAGUUACUCAGAUGAUGAAGUUGAUCUCCAGACAAAGAUAAUGAACUGUAAUGUGUGGUUCUUUAUUGCUGUGGUGUGUUUCGUGGUGGGCAUGGUUGGACUGGUGGUCAUUAUUAUCUUACAUCACAAGGACCAGGAACCACUUUACAGUUAUGGAGUUGUACUAGAUGCCGGUUCCUCUCAUACCAAACUGUUUGUCUACAAGUGGAAUACCAAAUGUCACCAGCAGACGGCAUUAGCCAAUCAGAUUCAUUCCUGCAAAGUUACAGGAGGAGGGAUCUCUAGUUAUGAAAAUAACCCUUCUGCUUUGAGGCCUCCUCUAGAAGUGUGUCUGAGAGAGGCGGAGGGGGUGGUUCCCGAUGACAAACAAAGCAAAACCCCAGUGUUUCUAGGGGCCACAGCAGGGAUGAGGCUUAUACACGCUGUGAACUCCUCAGUGUCGGAUGCCAUUAUGGAUGUGGUCCGUGACACCAUUCAGUCCUCCAAGUUCCAGUUUACCAACCCUAAGACACAGGCCCGGAUCCUUACAGGGUCUGAGGAGGGGCUCUUCUCCUGGAUCACAGCCAACUACAUCCUGGGAAAGUUUGGUGUGAUACCACCCACAGAAGUAUCACAGUCCCGACAUAAGAGAGAUUUAUCGGGGGCAGGGGAGGGAACUGUGGGGGCAUUAGACAUGGGAGGGGCAUCAACUCAAAUUACCUUCUACCCCGGCUCCUCAGUCAAAAUGCCAGAUAAUUUCACCGGGAAUGCUGUGCUUUAUGAGAAAAAUUACACCGUCUAUACUCAGAGUUACCUGUGUUACGGCAUCAAUGAAAUCAAGCGGAGAUAUCAAGCAUUACUGGUCAAGAGCCAGAACUUCACCCUGGAUAUUGUCAAUCCCUGUGGACCCCAAGGAAAAACAAUAACUGAACAUUAUUCUGAUGUUUUUGAGGCACCAUGUACAAGAGAUUCAUCUGAAAAACCUGUUAGCAAGAAUACCAAUUUCACUUUUCGAGGUAGUGGCAAUAUCACAGAGUGUGCAGUGGUCACCCAUCAGUUGUUUGACUUUAACCAAUCCUGUCCAUACAAAACCUGUUCUUUUAAUGGAACCUAUCAACCACCUGUCUAUGGACAGUUCUAUGCAUUUUCCAAUUUUUACUAUGAGCUGAGCUUCCUGAAUCAGACGGAUUCCAACAGCCUGGCAGAAUUCCAAACAGCUCUGUCAGAUGUCUGUCACAUGACCUGGAAACAGUUAAGAGAGAAAUACCCGACCACUCUUGUGGACUUUCUACCCUGGUACUGCUUUAGUGGGACUUAUAUACAGAUCUUGCUGACAGAGGCCUACAAGUUUGACAACAGUACUUGGCAGAAUCUGCAUUUUGUUGAUGAGCUGAAAAGUACAGAGAUUGGAUGGAGUCUGGGCUUUAUGAUUGACUCCAGCUCCGAUUUACCAACCACGAAGAGGGAGUACUACAUGACAAACCUGGCCUUCGCUCUAAUGAUGACCCUCUUCAUCCUCUUCAUCCUCAUCUCAGUGGGCUUUGCUUGUCACGCCGUCAAAUUCCACCGCCAGAAGCAGAGGGGGCUAAUCUACCAACCAGCCCCCAAAACAGACAAUUACGGAGCAAUACAAUGAAAUAGCAAGCAUUAACAAUAAGAUGGAUGUAUGUGAUUAAAGACAGUGUGAAUUAGAUGGUUUUUGAGUUGAUGACAAUUGUGCUUUUACCCGGUAUGUUUAACAAUAAAUGUGUAUAUGUGUGUGCUUAUGUCUGUUUGUGUGUGUGCAUACAUGUGAGUGGUAUAAGUUGCAUUCUUACAAUAGAUUUUCUGUGAUAUUAACAUAUACAUGCAUUUUUCAAUCUCAUUAGUGGAGUUGGAUUUAUAUUUUCUGUUUUUUUUUGUGUGUGAUAAAAUACAGAUUUAUCUUGAAUGGGACACAAAUGGAUCAAGGACCUGAAAUAAAGCAUUCGAAAUUAUU
Saccostrea cuccullata (small rock oyster) is the source of this 1977-nucleotide messenger RNA. Its product is annotated as ectonucleoside triphosphate diphosphohydrolase 8-like. The record is from RefSeq and is a predicted model, not a curated record. NCBI's taxonomy places the organism in Eukaryota, Metazoa, Mollusca, Bivalvia, Ostreida, Ostreidae. Gene Ontology annotation, molecular function: hydrolase activity. Gene Ontology annotation, cellular component: plasma membrane. The coding region runs from base 1 to 1635 and encodes 544 amino acids. The transcript is spliced from 11 exons.